This is a messenger RNA of Ochlerotatus camptorhynchus, 844 nucleotides long. RefSeq lists its product as uncharacterized. Bases 80 to 844 code for a protein of 254 amino acids. NCBI's taxonomy places the organism in Eukaryota, Metazoa, Arthropoda, Insecta, Diptera, Culicidae. The transcript is spliced from 5 exons. The record is from RefSeq and is a predicted model, not a curated record.
UCAAAUCGGUUCAACAUUUUGCACACAGAAAGGUAAAAAACCACCAAUAGGUGGUCAAAAAUCUAGAAGCAGAAGCAAAAUGGAGAGCCUACUCGAAUCAUCCAAUCGCGAUUUCGAUGAAAAUACACGGCGGGUCAACAACGCCGUAUUCAUUUCCAAGGAGCACCACAGCUCGGAAGAUAGCGGAACCGAGGACAGCGAUUCAUGUUCCAUCGUAUCCGCCCUGACCGCUGGAACUCUUAGGGCGGAUGAAGAACAUUACUAUUCAGAUUCAAGUACCAGCACGGCAGUUGGAAAACCCUUGCCAAAACGUAGAGAAUACGACCCGGAAGCGUAUCAGAAAUGGUUGAAAGCUAAAACUGAAGCGGAACGCAAGCGAAAAGAAAAGGAACUCAGACGAAAGAAACACGAGGAAAUCAAGAGAAAGCUGGAAGAAGAAAGGCGAAAGCAGGAAAGUGAAGAGAAAUUGAAACGCUGGACGGAACGAAAGGAACAGGAAAAGCAAAGGAAGCAACAGGACCCCCAGAAUGGGAAUAAGAGAGAGACACAACUGAGGAAAAAGUGGGUCCCAAAUGAAGAAAGUGAAACGACUUUCAAGGCUUGGCAGGACCGAAUUAAGCAACAGGAGGAAGAAAGAAAACGUCGCCUGGUGGCUAAGCAACGCAUGGAGGAAAAGUUCAAAAAGGAACGGCAGCAUUUUUCGAAAUUGGUCUACGACGAUUGGCUGAAGUCGUCUUCGUCGAAGCCGAAACCCGUACCACUAAACCAGGGAAUCGCCAGUCUUCAGGGUUCCAUCUCCAAGAUGUACAUAAAUCCCGUCCCAUGGAAGAGUAACAUUGACUGA